CGUCUUGAAAAAGCACCCCUUUAAAAUAGCAACUGAUUCCACUUUUCAACAACAACAACAAAUCCACAUUACUCACCGGCUGCAGUUACAGUUACAGUUACAGUUCAGUUCUUCAAUGGCGAAUGAAGGUUCUAGAGAAAUGAUAAUCAUCUGGGACUUUGAUCAGACAAUCAUCACCGACGACUGUGAUCACUGGGUGGUUCUUGACACAAACCUCACCAAACUCUUUCAUCGCGUUCGCGACACACUCUCUUGGCACCAAAUCAUCGAUAGGAUGAUGGAUGAGCUACAUGCUCAGGGGAAAACAGUCAACGACUUCGUUGACCGUUUGAACAAGUUUACGAUCGAUCCGCAAAUGAUUUCAGCCAUCCGAUCGGCUCAUGAACUCGGAUGUGAAAUGAAGGUGCUUAGUGAUGGAAAUCACUUCUUCAUUGAAACAAUCUUGAAAAACAAUGGAGUGUUUGAGUGUUUUUCGGGGAUCAUCUCGAACCCGACUGUUGUGGAUGAAGAAGGCAGGCUUAGAAUCUUGCCUUACAAGGGAAAGAAUCGUUUCCCUCAUGGCUGCAUGCUUUGCUCUCCUAAUUUGUGCAAGGGGACCGUGAUUGAUGAGAUUCGACAUUCGGAUAAAAAGAAACGAGGCAUAAUCUACGUCGGAGAUGGGAGAGAUGAUUUAUGUCCGACCCUGAAACUUACCGAACAAGACUAUGUUAUGCCCAAAGAAAAGAAGACUUUGCAUCACAUGCUUACAUUAGCAAAAGUACCUAUCAAACCCAAAAUUCAUGCCUGGAAAGAUGGAGAACAACUCGAAAACAAUCUGAUUCGCCUUCUUUCACCGCAACCUGAAGUCUUAGAGAGUUGAAACCAGAAUUGGUGUGUUUUUUAGCGUUGUGUCUGCAGGUAAAAAACAGUUUCUGGUACUUGUUUGAGUAGCUUUGAUCAUGUAAGGUGUUUUGAGAUGAUGACAAAUGACUGUAGCUUUGGUUGGCAGCGAGUUUAGAAGUUUAUGAA
Molecule: messenger RNA, 1008 nt
Organism: Helianthus annuus (common sunflower)
Lineage: Eukaryota; Viridiplantae; Streptophyta; Magnoliopsida; Asterales; Asteraceae
Product: thiamine phosphate phosphatase-like protein
Exons: 4
Coding region: 116-859 (247 amino acids)
Molecular function (GO): phosphatase activity
Source: RefSeq, a predicted model, not a curated record